Molecule: messenger RNA, 1805 nt
Organism: Pyrus x bretschneideri (Chinese white pear)
Lineage: Eukaryota; Viridiplantae; Streptophyta; Magnoliopsida; Rosales; Rosaceae
Exons: 2
Coding region: 1-492 (163 amino acids)
Source: RefSeq, a predicted model, not a curated record
AUGGACAACUUUAUCCCUGUUUCAUACUCGAAUUUACGUAAAGCAAACAAAAUCGUUAAUUUGGCGCUGAGAGGCAGGCCACGCAGCGACUUUUCGUUUCUCAGAAACGAUGGCCACCGUCAGCGCGACAUCUUCGCCUCUGCUCUGCUGCAAAAACCGCCGCGCCGGUUUUUCAAACAAGCGCUCCCUCAGCUCUCGACCCAAGACCCAAUUUUGCACGCAAAAGCCGUUGUCUGGGGCAUUGGACUCCCAAACGCGGCCUUCACAACCGCCCGCAACCCACGAAAGGAACUCCAAAUUGAAGCCGCACAUCGCACAUGUGCCGCGCGGAUCGCCCGAAAUACACCACCGCCAUCCAGCAGGAGAACGACGGCUCAGAACGGCUGCUUCAGAUUGCUGUAUGGCUUGCUGAGGGAAUCUACAUUUUGUGGCUUUUUCUCCUUCCUUAUGCUCCUGGAGACCCAGUGUGGGCAAUUAGUUCGGAUACAGUGAACUCUCUUGUGGGGCUCUCUCUGAAUUCCUUCUUCAUUUUGCCUUUUAUCUACUCCGGUAUGCUCAAUCAAUCUGUUAUUCAUUUUCUGAGUUCAAUUUCCAUGUUGCUCCAUCACGGUGACAUAUCCCAAGUUAACAAGGCACUAGAGUGCGGAACAUAAAAACAGGUGACCGUGUAUGAUUGGCUCGAGAUACCGGUACGGUGGAAUCCCAGCUUAUAUUAGUCAUAUCUAGUAGUGGUAAACUUUAAUUAAUUUUGUUUUUGAUGAUAUCUGCAAUUAACUUGUUGGAAGAGUAAUUGGUGUUGGUUUGAUUGAUGCCCCGGUUCUUCACCCGGUCAGAAUUUGUCAUAUCAAGUGAAUUUGGUUUUUACUACCAAGUUUUACAAUUUAAGCAUCUUUUCUGACAUGGACAUUGGACAAUUUGUUUUUUAGAUGUCUGAAGGAUUAUUCAACUUCGUGAUUGGGUGGACAUUCAUGUUUUGCUCCUCUGCUGUUCACGGAUCGAAAGAGGGACAGAUACAAGUGGUCUCUCUAGGCCUUAUGGGGUUUUCAGAUGUUUCUCACUAUUAGUAUGCUUUUGUCCAAAACUUAUUGUUGUCGUUAUGUGAGCAUUAAUCUAUGAAUUUUGAUAAUCGGGAGGGCAAAUUCAAACGCAGGAUCUCUUUCGUGAUUGAGAAACAGAUCACUAGGUCAAGAGCUAGUUGUUAUCGGUCUAUGAUUUUAUGUUUGCUUUGUAAUGGGAAUGUUUUUGGAGACCAGUUACAUUUUCCAUCAAUUUGAUCAAUGUUGUUGUGCAUGUGAUAUGAACAGCUUUUCUAAUAUCUUACAUGGCUACCCGGCUGAAUGAGGCUGAGUCAGACUACACUCCAAGCAAGGGCUCACAGCUCGGGUCCGUGAUGACCAAUGGUGCUCCCAUCGUUGGACUUGCUGGCGGAGCGAUAUGUCUGAUAUCUGCAUUGUGGGCACUUUUUGGCCGAAUGGACGGAAACUUUGGGAGCAUUUCAGAAAGAUGGGAGUUCUUGAUCCGUUACCUGGGAUCAGAGAGGCUGGCUUAUGCAUUCAUUUGGGAUAUCUGUUCUUACGCCGUCUUCCAGCCCUGGUUAAUAGGUGACAAUCUUCAAGAUGUUGAGAGCAGCAAGAUUGGUAUCGUAAAUUAUCUUAGAUUUGUACCAGUUGUUGGCUUAGUUGCUUACCUUGUUUGUCUGAAUCUUGACGAGGAACUGUAGCUUUUACAGCAAGUAAAUGUCUGAUUGUAAUAAGUGUAACAAAGACAAAACAUUGUACUGCAAUAUGAACAUGAAGCUUCCUUUA